AUGGCGACGGCGAUGGACACGACGGUGCCGAGGAGCGGGUUGGGGGAAGGCGGCGGCGGCGCCGGCGGGCUGAAGAAGGGGCCGUGGACGCAGGCGGAGGACAGGGUGCUGCUCGACCACGUGCGGCGGCACGGCGAGGGCAACUGGAACGCGGUGCGCCGGGAGACCGGGCUGCAGCGCUGCGGCAAGAGCUGCCGGCUCCGGUGGGCCAACCACCUCCGCCCCAACCUCCGCAAGGGCCCCUUCUCCCCCGAGGAGGAGCGCCUCAUCCUCCGCCUCCACGGCCUCAUCGGCAACAAGUGGGCGCGCAUCUCAACGCACCUCCCGGGGAGGACGGACAACGAGGUCAAGAACUUCUGGAACACGCGCCUCAAGCGCCGGCAGCGCGCCGGCCAGUCGCUCUACCCGCCGGACGUCGAGCGGGAGAUCGCCUUCAUGCGCGCCCAGAACAUCAACCCGUUCGCCGACGCGGACGGCAACACCGCGGCGUCGCCGUUCUCGGACCCGUUCGCGCUGCCGCCCAGGCCGCCGUCGUCCACCAAACCGGCCUCUCACUCUCACUCCUCGCCGCUGAUCAACCAGCACUACCCGCUCCUCAACGAGAUGCAGGGGAUGCAGAUGCGCCACCACGCCGUCCAGCACGCGCACCCGCAGCCGGCGUUCCAUCACCACCACGGAGGCAUCAGGUUGCCGGGGCUCCCGCCGUUGCCGACUAGGCCGCGCGAGCUCCCUUCGAACCAAAUCGAGACGGCGAGCUGCAGCGGCGGAGCCGACGGCCUGCUCGAGGCGCUGCUGCUCGGCGUCGACGAACAUCAACUCCCCCGUCCCAACCAUGGCGUGUGCAGGGCCGGCUCCAUGCCCGAUCUCAUGUACGGCGGCGUCUCGAGCGGGAGCGACAGCGACGUCACCUCGCAGUUCCCUCCCGGUCCCGGAGGCCAGGAUCCGCACCAUGGCGGGAAAUGGGACUUCCUCGUCGAUGAUGUGAAGCCACCAAUGAGGAGGGCGACAAGCGCGGCGGAGAACGAGACCUCCGGUAUGUUCGGCGUGGCCCAUGGGUCGAUAUCAGGGGAGUGGUUCGGUACCGGCGUUGGGUCGCCAGGGCCGUCGUCCGUCGUCACCACGGAGGAUGAGUUUGGCCUCGAGAUGCAGCAGCUCAUGUCGUCGCUGCCACUGUCGGCCGACGAGCUUAACUGGAACGCUUAAUUGGUAAAAGAAAAAGGGGAAAUUAAAGACAUAGGGCUGGUGUUUCUUUCUGUGGGAGCAGAAGAUGCCUUCUUUUUGUAUCGAGUGAGUCAUAUUGUCGGGUCUUGCUAAUGAUGCUAUAAGAAGCGUUUCGCCCCAUGAUCAGCUUGGGUGUCAAAAAACAAACAGAGACGAAAUCCCUUGUUCUUAAUUGAAGGAACAAAAAUAGUUUCAAUUUUUUAAAGGAA
Messenger RNA from Aegilops tauschii subsp. strangulata, 1430 nucleotides. RefSeq lists its product as uncharacterized. Gene Ontology annotation, molecular function: catalytic activity. The record is from RefSeq and is a predicted model, not a curated record. Lineage: Eukaryota; Viridiplantae; Streptophyta; Magnoliopsida; Poales; Poaceae.